AUAGCAGAGAACAAUAACUACUUAUCUCAUUCACCCUCAGCCCACACCCGCUUCCAUGCCCGCUCUAUCCCUUCGAUUGCCCUAUCCCCCUAUCUAUAUCGCAUACUCAAAUACUGUCCGUGCACGAACGAAUGUUUUCUUGCCGUCCUGGUCUAUUUUGACCGAAUGGCCAAACACUCACUCGCAACAAACGGUCAACCCUUUUCGAUUGACUCGCACAACAUCCACAGACUCAUCAUUACCGGGGUCAUGAUUGCCACCAAAUUCUUUUCAGACAUCUUUUACACAAAUGCCCGCUAUGCAAAGGUUGGAGGCAUUGAUCUAUCCGAACUAAACCGUCUCGAGGUCGAAUUCCUAACCCUGAACAGUUUCAAUAUGAUGGUGUCCGUAAGUGAGCUGCAGCGUUAUGGCGACAGUCUCCUG
This is a messenger RNA of Phycomyces blakesleeanus NRRL 1555(-), 423 nucleotides long. RefSeq names its product cyclin. Gene Ontology annotation, cellular component: cyclin-dependent protein kinase holoenzyme complex; nucleus. The record is from RefSeq and is a predicted model, not a curated record. The transcript is spliced from 2 exons. NCBI's taxonomy places the organism in Eukaryota, Fungi, Mucoromycota, Mucoromycetes, Mucorales, Phycomycetaceae. The annotation marks the transcript as partial. Gene Ontology annotation, biological process: regulation of cyclin-dependent protein serine/threonine kinase activity. Gene Ontology annotation, molecular function: cyclin-dependent protein serine/threonine kinase regulator activity; protein kinase binding.